This is a messenger RNA of Schistosoma turkestanicum, 967 nucleotides long. Lineage: Eukaryota; Metazoa; Platyhelminthes; Trematoda; Strigeidida; Schistosomatidae. The record is from the annotation of a GenBank genome assembly.
UUUAAAUGUUGGUACAUUUCAACUUCGUAUUGCAUCAACAAUUCAACCUGGUUAUUUACAACAUUCAACUAUACAAAAUUUUCGUCAAUCCAAUCAAACGAACACCACCACUAAUGGAAUAAUUAAUCUACCAUUUUUCACUAUGAAUCAUUCAAACUCUACUAAUAAUAAUAAUCAUCCUAUAGAUUUUAAUUGGAUUGAUAAUGGUAAAUAUUUAUUCAAAAUUGAUAUGAAACCUUUCUCAUCAAUCUAUACACAUGAUGCAAUAUUGUCGAAAUUUUUUCAUGUUUGCAAUAAUCUCCUACCACGUAUGUUAUUCUUAUCGUCUGUGAAAACAAACAGUGCGGAUAAAUUGAAGCAAAAUCGUGUAACAUUUCGUGAUGAUGCUGUUGUCAUACAAUCGAAUCAUGCUGAUCUCUCACCGGCAUCGGCGCUGCCGCCAUCAUCAACCACAGCAACAAGCACAAAACGUGUCAGUUUCACAAAUGGCACCAAUAGUAUUCUCCAUAACAACAACCAUACAACUACAACAACUCCUACGGCUACUACUACAACCACAACUACAAACACAUCUAUGCAUCAUUUACAUUUGUGUAAUGCAAUGAAAACCCUCCUAUUAAUCAGUCCAACUGGUUUAGUACAAUUUCUACCAGUUAUUUUAAAUCAAUUCAUGGAAAUUAUUAUAUUGAGUGCUGAGACAAGUGCAAGAUGCUUUCAACAACAACAACAAACAACUCAAUCCUCAUCCGGUUCGAUCGGUAAUAAUGACGAGCAUCGUACGAUUGGUGUGAAUCAUGUGGAAUAUGCAUGGUUUAAAAGCUUAAUCAAUAAUAGUAACAAUAAUAAUAAUAAUGUGAUUGGUAGGAAUGCAACAGCAAACUCAGCUACUACCACUAUCACGAAUAAUAGUAGUAGUAAUAGUAAUAAUAAUACACCGGAUGAUGUAUUGAGAACAGCGAUUGCGUAA